Daldinia vernicosa is the source of this 838-nucleotide messenger RNA. RefSeq lists its product as uncharacterized. The transcript is spliced from 4 exons. NCBI's taxonomy places the organism in Eukaryota, Fungi, Ascomycota, Sordariomycetes, Xylariales, Hypoxylaceae. The coding region runs from base 53 to 397 and encodes 114 amino acids. The record is from RefSeq and is a predicted model, not a curated record.
UCUUGAUCCAUUAUCGUAUGAUCCAUGGUUCGCACUGAUCGGCACCUGGCAAAUGACCCAACUUCGCAUCUUUUUCUUAAUAACCGACAUUCAGCUCCCUCAACGCUGCGCAUCACCAACUGCAUUUGGCGCCUGUGUUUCAUUUGAGAGACCAUCUGAUCCACCGACAAUAAUACAUAAAACGAACCCUACCGGGACGGCGGGUAUGGCAUCCAGAGGGAAUCUUACGCCACGGACUAUCAUGGCACCCGCAGCAGCAUUCACCAUGGCAUGCGUGUUAUUUGCUUAUACGCGGUCUUCUAUAAAAGAAGCUAGACGUAAUGCUCAACACGAACGUGAUCAGAGACGACAUUCAGGCGGGUCAAGCAACGGCGGCGGCGGCGGCGGUAGCAAGUGAGAAUAACAAGAAUGGCGACCUAACCGCCGAAUCAAGCAGGCUUCACCGCUUCUCUACGCCACAUUAUAUUACAUGGACGUCGGACAAGUUAGUAAUAUGAAGGAUAUGACUGACACGACGCAAUCUACCUAUAUUGGCUUGCAUUGGGUAGGGCGUGAGUCGAUGGCUACGAGACCAAGCUUCUACGGUAGAGCCAACUUGGAGGGUGAAUUAAUUAUCUUAAGGUCACCAAGGGGACGAUGAUAUGAUAUCAUAAAUGAUGCCUUGUGAGAGGUUUGAAGCCCAAGGCAUCAUCAGCUGAAGCUAUCGACAUAAGAUUAUACGAUACUUACAUACCUCUUACCUCUUACAUACCUACGUACAUGAUGAGACUUUUAUCAAGGAAUGACAGUUAACUAACUAGCAGUAAUAACUUGCAAGGUAUUAGUCAGCUAUCACUCA